AGACGAAGCAGUUAACAAUAACACAGAUCCUAUCCCGCGAGGUGAGGGUGAAAUGUCCAAACAGAGCUACAGGUUUUGCUGUAACGCAACAUUUUCAUUUCUAAAAUCUCUACUGCAUAACACUUCCAAUUGCUAAUACGAUCCGAUUCCAAUUAGAUCUAGGGUUUCUCUUUCUCUGUUGUUCGCCACCUCUCGCCGGAAACCAUAACCGAAUUUCCGGCGCCGGCUUCAAGGAUCUCGCAUCGGUGUCUGAUACGCUGGCAAAAUGCACUCCAAAUCAGCGCAGUCAUCGUUUCGGGAUCGGACGCUUGAAUUUCAUACCAUUGCGGAGAGGUUGAAGAAGCCGGGAUCAGCGCCGAAUGGACAAAGCAGCAAUUUAUCCAGAUUGGAGGAGCAGCGAUCCGCAAUUACAAAUCAAUCAGAGUUCAACAGAAGAGCUUCCAAGAUUGGCUUCGGGAUUCACCAAACGUCUCAGAAGCUUGCCAAGCUUGCCAAGUUGGCUAAGAGGACCUCGGUUUUCGAUGACCCUACCAUGGAAAUCCAAGAGCUUACGGGGGUAAUUAAGCAAGAUAUCACCGCGUUAAACUCUGCGGUUGUGGAUCUUCAGUUGCUUUGCAACUCUAGGAACGAGAGUGGGAACGCUUCCACCGACACCACUAGCCAUUCAACAACGGUGGUUGAUGACCUCAAGACGCGGCUGAUGGGCGCCACUAAAGAGUUUAAAGAUGUUCUCACCAUGCGAACUGAGAACUUGAAAGUGCACGAGAAUAGAAGACAGCUGUUUUCGGCCUCUGGUUCUAAGGAUUCUGCAAAUCCUUUUGUCCGGCAACGGCCGUUGGCUACCAGAUCGGCUGCUAGUAGUUCUAAUGCCCCUGCUCCACCAUGGGCUAGUGGGUCAUCUUCAUCUCAGUUGUUAGCUAAAAAACAGGUGGAUGGGGAGAGUCAACCGUUGCUGCAACAGCAGCAACAAGAGGUAGCCCCAUUGCAAGAUAGCUACAUGCAAAGCAGAGCUGAAGCUCUUCAGAAUGUUGAGUCCACUAUUCAUGAGCUUAGCAACAUCUUUAAUCAACUAGCAACACUUGUUUCCCAACAGGGAGAAGUUGCCAUCAGGAUUGAUGAAAACAUGGAUGAUACAUUGGCAAACGUAGAGGGGGCUCAAGGGGCUUUAUUGAAGUAUCUGAACAGCAUAUCUUCUAAUAGGUGGCUGAUGAUCAAGAUUUUCUUUGUAUUAAUAUUUUUUCUUAUGGUUUUCUUAUUUUUUGUGGCAUAGUAAUCCCGAUGACAGAGAAAUGAAAACGAGGACACAAUGGACAUAAAAGAUAAGCCUUUUGUAUUUCAUUAAUAUUUCUUUCUCCAAAUCUAUAUUCAUUCCGGCAGAUUUUAGCAUAGAACCAAGUUUGUCAAAUGUUAUACUUGUACGUAUCGAGGUUGAGAACUGUGUGCAUUGCAUAUUAUCUUUC
Molecule: messenger RNA, 1460 nt
Organism: Vigna unguiculata (cowpea)
Lineage: Eukaryota; Viridiplantae; Streptophyta; Magnoliopsida; Fabales; Fabaceae
Product: syntaxin-32-like
Biological process (GO): vesicle fusion; intracellular protein transport; endoplasmic reticulum to Golgi vesicle-mediated transport
Cellular component (GO): Golgi membrane; SNARE complex; endomembrane system
Molecular function (GO): SNARE binding; SNAP receptor activity
Source: RefSeq, a predicted model, not a curated record